Molecule: messenger RNA, 1254 nt
Organism: Cercospora beticola
Lineage: Eukaryota; Fungi; Ascomycota; Dothideomycetes; Mycosphaerellales; Mycosphaerellaceae
Source: RefSeq, a predicted model, not a curated record
AUGCCUGAUGUCGUGAGGAAGCAGACAAUCAAACAGGCGAAGGCCUCAUUCAAAGCUCGCGGCCGACCGACACUCACCGAGAAGGAAUCGCGGCAACUUCAACGCGCGAUCGAACUCGAGGAGCGCGCUGAUCGUGCCCGAGAAGCUGAGAAGAGACGCUUGGAAGCAGCAAAGAAGCGAUCUGAAAAAGAGAAACGCGAGCAGGCACAAAGCAAGCAGCAGGUACAGCUAGGGACACAGCGGCGAUGCGACCGUUUUGGCUACAAGAGCAGCCAAUUCCAUCUCGGCGCCUUUUUCCGCAGACAGGCGACCGAGAAGCCCGGGAGAGAAGAAGCCAGUAGACAACACGGACAGGAAGCGUUUGACGACGAUGAUCUGGACGAUGCGUCCCUGCUCGGUGCAAUCAAUGAUGCAAAUGCGUCCGAUCCUGCAACGAAGCAGCUCAGGCCCGAUGCUAGUCUCAUGCCUCCACCUCCUCGUCCUGCUGCUGCUUUAAUCAGAGCACCUCGGCUUCCAGAGCAGGAGGAUUUCAGCGACUUGUUCGAUGACCUUGACAGCAGCACGCAGAUUGCCAGAGCAUUGGACAGUCCCCAGUCGAAAGCAACGCACCAUUCAGUGGAAGGAGCUACGAGUGCUUCGAUGGUUACAUCUCGGCCGAAGGCAUUCUCACGAGCCGGCACAUUUCGCAAAGAUUCACAGAUUCCCCUAGAAGACAUGUGCGAUGACUUUGGCGACCUUGCAAGUGCCACGCAGAUUGCCCGUGAGCUUGAUGACGGUGUCAACGAGGUACGGAGAGCAUCAAAUGCUAGUGGCAGCUCCUUUGGCUCCGGUAGUCUCGACUUGACCAUGGAGGAUAUUGCGAUGAUCGACCCCCCUAGACCGCUCAAAAGCCCGAGUCUAGCAAGUACAGCUCCGUGGCCAAAACCUUCAAAGGACAACGUCGAGAUUGUUGUUGCCAGCGACCACGAUGCAGAUGGAGCUGCCGUGAGCCCAGAUCAUCGAUUGAUCGCCCACUCAAGGACAGCCAGAGGGGCAUCGGAAAUGCCGCCACCCACGUUAGCUGCAAAAACGUCUCGCGCAAACAAUCCACCGACAACUUCGCGUAGUCCUGUUCCGAUGGAGCAGAAAGGAGCGGGCAUUCGAGGCCCAUUCCUCUCAGCAUCAUCUCUAUAUUGCUCGCCGGACCUUGGAUUCACGUCUACUCAACUUGAGAGCUUCAUUGAUGAUGACCUGCAAUUGACACAAGUCAAUUGA